GAUGAUGAUGAUGAUGGUGAUGAUGAUGAUGAUGAUGACGAUGAUGAUGUUGAUGAUGUUGAACACGAUGAUGAUGAUCUUGAUCAUGAUGAUUACGGCAAAAUGCUGAUGAUGAUUGUAAUGAUGAUGACCUCGGAUAUGAAUGUAAUAAUUAUCCAUUUUUAUCCUACACAUGUAAUGGAAGUACUGAAACAUGCAGUCUAG
This is a messenger RNA of Echinostoma caproni, 204 nucleotides long. The record is from the annotation of a GenBank genome assembly. Lineage: Eukaryota; Metazoa; Platyhelminthes; Trematoda; Plagiorchiida; Echinostomatidae.